Messenger RNA from Hippocampus comes (tiger tail seahorse), 3054 nucleotides. It is a transcript of the gene vsig10l2, whose product is annotated as V-set and immunoglobulin domain containing 10 like 2. Lineage: Eukaryota; Metazoa; Chordata; Actinopteri; Syngnathiformes; Syngnathidae. The coding region runs from base 432 to 2906 and encodes 824 amino acids. The transcript has 12 exons. Gene Ontology annotation, molecular function: protein binding. The record is from RefSeq and is a predicted model, not a curated record.
UCUAAUCCCCAUUGUGUGCAUCCUCCGCAGCAGAUUGGAGCCAAGAUAAAAACUGCUGUGAGUAUUAUGUGGUGGAAUGUUCAUGUUGCGUCCCUGCUUGCCAUUACCGUAAAAUACAGGUGUAUGUGGACCUGCCUUGUAUAAUGGAUGAGCACAAAGUAUCACCAGUGUCAUUCUAACCCAACAGGAGAAAGACAGAAGAAUGGAGAGAAAGGAAAAACGCAUGAAUAAUUGAGCCCAAAUCAGUUGACUUCAUCCCUCCCUACUCUCAGGCUACUCCAAAGUCAACAACGCCUGCAACUGGGUUCUUCUGGAAACUUCUAGAUGAGAGCGAGGGAAGAAGAGGAAUUCAUUUUGCCUGACCUUUAGAUAAUUCUUAUCUGUUUUGUGGGAAAAAAAAAUGUUGCUGGACUGAAGAUCAUGAUGAUACCAUGCUGGCCCAACUGGUAGGGCUGCUUUUUCUGCUUUACUCUGCGAAUUCGCAGCCCAUCAAUGGGGAGGUGGUGUACCGGGAUACCAGUGUGUACGGUGUAGUGGGCAAAGCCGUGAUCCUGGAGUGUGGGUCCACCUUACCUGACAUGUACAUAUGGAGCUUCACCAAACCCGGCACUGAAGCCAUCAAGGCGGUGGUGUACGACUUGGGCCACGGUCCCAAGAUCCAGAAACUGGCCCACACGCUCGGGCAGGUGACGGUCAUCUUGAAAAGUGCCGACGUCAGCAUCGACAAGCUUCCCGUGGUUGCUCAGGGCCUCUACACAUGCCAGGCCUUCUAUGACAUAGAGAACUUGCCCGUUGUCUACUACUACUACGUGCACCUCACAGUUCGAGUUCCAGUAACAAAGCCACACCUCUUGUUGAGCGAUGGCUCGCCAGUGGAAGGAUCAACGAUAUGGCUGCGAUGCAAUCUGGACAACGGAACUGGCCCCAUCCAGUAUGCGUGGCAACAAGAAAACCAUCACGGAAAUGUCUCGGUGUUCGCGCAGGGCGGCACCGAUGUGGUCAACGUGACGGAGGUGAACCGUAACCACACGGGCUGGUACCGCUGCCUUGCCAGCAACGCCGUCAACAGUGAGCGCUCUGAUCGGAUAUGGCUGGAGAUUAUCUUUGGUCCGGACAUUCCCCAUAUCGAGGUGACGCCUUACACGGUGACCGAGAGAGGUUACUCGGCCUUGGAAAGAGAGACCGUCUCUCUGCAAUGUCGAGCUCAGUCCAACCCGCCCAGCCAGUACGUGUGGUUGUACAACAACUCGCAGGUGUACACCGGGCCGCAGCUCACCAUCACCAAGGUCCUCCGUAUGCACACGGGCGACUACGCCUGCCUGGCGCAGAACACCUACCUCAACACACGAUCCAAGAAAACAAUCAGCCUGACUGUCUACUAUCCACCAGACGGCUCCCCUUCCUGUUCCAUGGAGCCAGCCAUGAAUCACACCUCCCUGAGACUACGCUGCUCCUGGACUGGCGGUUUCCCUUCCGCCUCUGUUCACUGGGCUGAACACUUGAGACGUGCAGGAGAAGAUAAUGCAGAAGGAGGGCACAACAGUGACAUCUUGCUGCCGUCCGAAGACCUGGCUGGCAACAGCAGCUUGUUUACAUGCGCGGGUUACCACCUUGCGCUUCAACAAUCAAUGGAGUGCAGCAUAUGGGCAUAUCUGCCCCCAUCAGAACCCGCGUGUUUAGCCUACGUGACGACCAACAGGCAGUAUCUGAUGUUGUCCUGCUCAUGGGAUGGAGGGGCACCCAAUGCUUUGGUGUGGUGGGAGGGCCCCAAUGGCCACGGCACACCCAGAGAAGAGAACUCCAACAUCCUGAACAUUCCCUAUGGCACUGCCCGCAGUGGAAGACCUUACAUAUGUCAUGCAAAACAUCCACUUCUGGGCCAAACCAAGACCUGCGGGCUCACAUUGGAGGCCCCCGUGUUGCUCACGCAGCGCAGGGUCGUGUCGGUGUUUGAGGGGGCUGACGUGCAGCUGUCUUGCAACUUGAGGGCGAACUACCUUCCCACCAGUCAUAUAACAUGGUUCAAUAAUCACGGUUCGGACAUCCGGGACACGUCCAAGUACAUGUUACUGCGGACGUCAACAUGGGCCAACCUGACCGUGCGAGACACAGAUGAGACUCAGGAUAGCGGCGAGUACAGGUGCACCUCAAGCAACGCGGUGGGAGGAGCCGACCUCAACAUCACACUCGUGGUUAAGAAGCACCCCAUGCCACCCAACGCCACCCUGAUCAGGGUGAUGUACAUCGGCCGCCUGCGGAACGAGGUGGAGCUCGAGUGGCAGAUGGAGGGCGAUGCCGAGCAAGGCUGGACCGGAUUCGUCGUGCAGCACAGAGGGGUGAACGAGCGACCGGGGAGGAGAGCAAGCAACAAUGACUCAAUGGAGGAAAGGAUCGGUGCUGCAGUUUGGCACCAUAACGUCAUCCAGGAUCCCGAUGUCAGGAUUCACACUGUGGGCAGGCUGACACCCACCGCAAACUACCAGUUCCGGGUCAUAACUUUUAACCACAGAACCGUGGGACACCCCUCCGCUACAAAAACGCCAGCCGAGCCGCGCUCCAACAACUACCCUGCUGUGAUCGGCGCAGCCAUAGGCGGGAUGCUUUUUGCAGCCAUCGCCACAGUGCUGCUGCUCAUGUACAUUUUCCGCAACCGCAACAACAACCCUCGACUACACGACAUGUUGUUUGGCCUACGUCAUAGCCAGUCAAGGGAGAACAUUAAUUUCCCAGAGGAUGAGGUGGUCAACGGGACAGAGGGCGGAAUACCAGAAAUGGGCGGCUCAUCCAGCCAAGCUCCCAGAAUACCCCGGGCGACUUCACCCUUGACUACCGCCGGCCAAGCCCCUCCCACGGGCGACAAUGAGCCUGUCAAUGUCACCAUCACCGUCCAGGCGACUGGAUCCUAAAGCAUGUUACUGGCAAAGUCAUAGUAGUCCUCAUUUUUUUCCUUUUUUUGUAGCCUCCAAGAUUGCAUCACUAUUUUGUCCGUCUCAUCAUCUUAAGCCUGAAAUAUACAGUUUGAAUCCUCUCUUAAAAAGAAAAAUGCAUAACACA